This is a messenger RNA of Mobula hypostoma (lesser devil ray), 2233 nucleotides long. Its product is annotated as histone H3-like. Gene Ontology annotation, molecular function: protein heterodimerization activity; structural constituent of chromatin; DNA binding. Gene Ontology annotation, cellular component: nucleosome. The transcript has a single exon. The record is from RefSeq and is a predicted model, not a curated record. NCBI's taxonomy places the organism in Eukaryota, Metazoa, Chordata, Chondrichthyes, Myliobatiformes, Myliobatidae. The coding region runs from base 1095 to 1505 and encodes 136 amino acids.
GAAAGAAGCUGCUGAAAGCUGUAAACCUAGGCAACUCCAUCUUGGGUGUGAGCCUACAAAGUACCCAGGAUAUCUUUAGGGAGCGGUGUCUCAGAAAGGCAGCGUCCAUUACAGUAUUAAGGACCUCCGGCACGCAGGGCAUAUCCUUUUCUGACUGUUACCAUCAGGUAGGAGGUACAGAAGCCUGAAGACACAGUCAGCGAUUCAGGAACAGCUCUGCCAUCCGAUUCCUAAAUGGACCCUUGGACUUUUUUAAUAUAUAGUAUUUCUAUUUUUUGCAGGAUUUUUAAUCUAUUCAAUAUAAGUUUACUGUAUAAAGUAUACUGAAUAAGUUACUUCAUUAUUUUUUAAAUUUUCUUCUAGAUUAUUGAACUGCUGCUAAAUUAAACAAAUUUCACGGCACAUGCCGGGGAUAAUAAAUCUGAUUCUGAGGUCUCUGGCUGUGUGUAAAAGGAGAUCGCGGCAGUCGGUUGUCAUUUCGCAGUGACUUGGAGCGGGAAGAGAUAAAGAAUUUAAUUAUUGAUUUUAGUUAAUGUUUUGUAGAUAUAUUUUGUAUUUCAGUCCAGGGAGGAUUCAUGUGAUCAUUUCGUGGUUCUGUUUUCCCCCUCAAACUUUAAAUACCUGCAGAAGAUUAAAAUCUCAAUUCUCUCCGCCUGUCGGGCGGAUUCCGUUUUCCGGUAGGACCGAAUCCACUCACACAGUGAAGCAGACGCAUAUUUCUGAUUCAGCUAAUUGAAGGAAGUAAAAUCGAUUAUUGAAAUUAACGUGAAAUUUAAUAAUUCGGGUUGGAAACUAGACCCGGUUGUUCUUGAAAUUGGCGGGCGAUUUGAAAUUGAACCCUCUGGUGGGAUUGGCUGAAUUCUGACCCUCAGGCUCCAGUUUCCAUAUUUGGUCACAGGUAACAUUCCCCACCAUCCCCCAGCUUUCAAACUGAUGGAAGAAAAACAGCCAAUCGCAGCGCUGGGAUCCGAUAAUGGACAUCUCCUAUCCCACCAAUAAGGAUGUGGGCGGCUCUUCUCAACCCUUUUAAAAGGCGGUCCCGGGUUAUGCUCCGACACUCCUAUUUGGGACUGCGAACAGGUUUCUGAAGCGGAAUGGCCCGGACCAAGCAGACGGCGCGCAAGUCGACCGGAGGGAAAGCUCCUCGCAAGCAGCUGGCGACCAAAGCGGCGCGGAAGAGCGCUCCAGCCACCGGCGGAGUGAAAAAGCCCCAUCGCUACCGGCGCGGCACUGUGGCUCUGCGGGAGAUCCGGCGCUACCAGAAAUCCACCGAGCUGCUCAUCCGCAAACUUCCCUUCCAGCGCCUGGUGCGGGAGAUCGCUCAGGACUUCAAGACCGAUCUGCGCUUCCAAAGUUCAGCUGUCAUGGCCCUGCAGGAGGCCAGUGAAGCUUACCUGGUGGGGCUGUUCGAGGACACCAACCUGUGCGCCAUCCACGCCAAGCGAGUCACCAUCAUGCCCAAAGACAUCCAGCUGGCUCGGCGCAUCCGCGGGGAGCGCGCCUAAACCCGACCUCGGCACAAAGCACAACAAAAAGGCUCUUUUAAGAGCCACUAACUAGGCAGAUAAAGGGCUGUCUCAUUCUAUUUACUUACAUUCCCCUCGGUUGGCUGUGUUUACCGAGAGAUCCCUGAAUUGCUUACAAACUACAAACGGUUGACCCCGAGAAUCGGCCAUUAUUAACUUCUCAGGGCAUCUCUGUCCCAUACCCUGCCUUACAGCUGGCUGCUGCGGGUGAGGUUUCCCGAUAUUUGUGGUUGUUACUGUUAAGAAAAUCGGAUUUUCAUAAAUCCAAGCAACACAAAAUGCUGGAGGAACUCAGCAGGCCAGGAGCAUCUAUGGGAGAGUUCUGAUGGAAGGUUUCGGCCUGAAAUGUCGACUGUUCACUCCUUUCUCUAGAUGCGGCCUGGCUUGCUGAGUUCCUUCAGUAUUUUGUGUCUGAUGCUUUAAUAAAUGCAGUCUUCCAUUUAGUAACUAUUCGAAUCCAUGGUAGGUUCACGGAGACACAACAGUUUGCAGCUGCAGGUAUUACGUCCUUUCACAUACAGUAUUAACUAUUUUUUUCUCUCCUUAUAAUUUCGCUUUAGACCGCAGUUUAAAAAGAGAGAACAGUGCAUAGCCUGAUUAAAUUUAUACAAAUCAGCCGCGAAUACAGCCUGAAUCGGCUUUUGGAAGCGUUAAUGACCAGGAACAUUCAAACGUGAUCUAAAUAAAACUUGGCCUGUUACUGUGAA